Messenger RNA from Fonsecaea monophora, 2403 nucleotides. RefSeq lists its product as hypothetical. Bases 1 to 2403 code for a protein of 800 amino acids. The transcript is spliced from 7 exons. Gene Ontology annotation, molecular function: oxidoreductase activity. NCBI's taxonomy places the organism in Eukaryota, Fungi, Ascomycota, Eurotiomycetes, Chaetothyriales, Herpotrichiellaceae. The record is from RefSeq and is a predicted model, not a curated record.
AUGGAUGGCAAAGUGAUCGCUAUUACCGGUGGAUCGAGUGGUAUUGGCAAGGCGACUGCCAGAAUCCUGGCGUCAAGAGGCGCCAAACUCAGCAUCGCCGACUGGAAUGCCACCUCGUUGGCUCAGUUGUCGGCCGAGUUCUCCUCCCAGUACCCCGACUUCCUUUACACGCAACUGGACGUCACCCAGCGUGCGAAAGUGGACGACUGGAUCGCACAGACGGUCCAGCACUUCGGACGUUUAGACGGCGCCGCUAAUUGUGCAGGCGUGACCGGCCGUACGAACGACCGGAUGCCCUUGACAGAGGUCGAUGAUGAACAUUGGGAUGUUGCCAUUGGCGUGAACCUCACUGGCACAAUGGCUUGUCUCCGAGCGCAGUUGCGAGCUAUUGUCGAUGGAGGUAGUAUUGUCUCGAUUGCCUCCGUGGCUGGUCUGGAGGGCAUCGCAGGGAUCUCACCGUAUUGUGCGGCAAAGCAUGGCAUUAUCGGCUUGACGCGGUCGGCAGCCAAGGAGGUUGCGCAGCGUCAGAUUCGUGUCAACGCCGUGGCUCCAGGCACCAUCAAUACGCCUCUGUAUCAAGACUCGAUGAACGAUGACCCUGGCUACCAGAUGCGGCGCCAAGCGGAACAAGGGGAUGUGGAUUUCAUCACGGGAGACUACCUUGCGGAGGUGAGCUUGGCGGAAAAUGCCGAGGCAAUGCGCGCCGGACAGCACGAUGGCUGGUUCUCUACAUGCUGGGAUGGCAUCGAGCAGAGUCUAGACAUCGUCGCGGAGAAGAACAUCAAGAUCAUCGUCAAUGGAGGAGGGUUGAAUCCUCGUGGUCUCGCGGAAAAGGUCCAGCGGCUGGUCGGCGAGAAAGGAUACCUCAUCAACGUUGCGUUCGUGUCUGGUGAUGACGUGUUGCCUGAAAUCAAGAAUCAGCUUCAACAGACAGGAGAGUUACCACCACAUCUCGACUCCGAGAACACCGAAGUCCGCCUCGAUGAACGGACGCUGACGUUUCGAGACAUGAACCGUAAGCCGCUCGUCGCUGCAAACGCUUACCUAGGUGCUCGAGCCAUCCUCGCGGCCCUCGACGUUGGAGCGGAUAUCAUUAUUUGCGGCCGUGUGGCCGAUGCGUCCCCAGUCAUCGCCGCGGCGUGGUGGUGGCAUGGUUGGCGAGCGACCGACUAUGACCAGCUGGCCGGGGCACUACUUGCUGGCCACCUCAUCGAGUGUUCCGGAUACGUGACGGGGGGCAACUUCUCGGGAUUCGACGCCUUUGACCUGGACCUGCUGGUCGACAUCCCAUUUGGAAUCGCCGAGAUCGCCAAGGACGGCAGCUGCGUGACCACUAUGCAUGACACGGGAAAAGGGGUGAUCAAUGUCGACGUAGUUCGUUGUCAACUACUGUACGAGCUGCAGGGCGCGAUCUAUCUCAACAGCGACGUUUCGGCUGACCUUACGAAUGUGAAACUAGAGCAGGAUGGGAAAAACCGCGUCCGUGUCACCGGCGUCAGGGGUAGUCCACCACCAGCCACGACAAAACUGGGUAUCUUCUACCGUGGUGGGUAUCAGUGUCAACUGCUGCUCAAUGCCACAGGCUACAAUACGGCACUCAAGUGGAAAUUGCUAGAGAAACAGGUCAAGUACGUCCUCAAGCAGAAAGGAAAGCUGGAGGACUUUGACGUGAUCGACUUUCAAGUCGUCGGAACACCUCAAGCAAACCCGCGCACUCAACUGAAUAGUACCACAUACUGUCGCAUAUUCGCUCAGGCAAGCGAUGAGGCCACAGUGGCGUGCCUUCGAGCCGCGUGGGCUGAAUUCGUUAUGCAACAUUUCUCUGGUCUUCAUUACGCUCUAGAUUUCCGUAGCGCAGCUCCAAUGCGCUACAUCGCAUAUUAUCCAGCGUUGUAUCCACAGAAUUCUCUCAAGGAGUUUGCCCAUAUCUUGAAACCCGACGGCUCGAUUGGCCAAACUCUACCUGCGGGCCAUCCACCCCAGUAUGAAGCCAUCGAGAAGAGAACAAACUUCGACACGGAACCAACGUUUGUCCCCUCGAGAACCGAGACCAAAGUUGUCCGUCUAGGCGACGUGGCCCUCGGCCGAUCCGGCGACAAGGGCGCCAACAUCAACUUUGGCAUUUUCCCCAGGGCGUCCAAGAUCUGGCCUUGGUUCCAGGGCUUCAUGUCUCGGGCCCGUCUACGAGAAUUGAUCGGCGACGACUGGCGGGACAGAUAUUUCAUCGAGAGAAUGGAGUUCCCGGGCAUCCAGUCGGUGCAUUUUGUGGUUUAUGGCAUUCUGGAUCGCGGUUCGAGCAGCACCGUCGCCUUGGACAAUCUGGGUAAAGGCUUCGCAGACUUUAUCCGGGAUAAAUGGGUGGAAGUUCCCGUGGAGAUUUUGGACCAGUUAUCAUCAUCAUGA